Parastagonospora nodorum SN15 is the source of this 159-nucleotide messenger RNA. RefSeq lists its product as hypothetical. The record is from RefSeq and is a predicted model, not a curated record. The transcript is spliced from 2 exons. NCBI's taxonomy places the organism in Eukaryota, Fungi, Ascomycota, Dothideomycetes, Pleosporales, Phaeosphaeriaceae. Bases 1 to 159 code for a protein of 52 amino acids.
AUGAAGUUGUACAACAGCGCACUCGAGGCACAUUCGAAGUACCUUCGCAUCAACGUCCCGGCUUUCGCGUGCAAUUGCUUCUAUACGGCCGCACAGUCCGCAUGGCAGAGAAGCUCCAGUGGCUUUGCAAGUACUUCGUGUCUGAUUCGCAACCCAUGA